AUGUCCUCAGACUUUGAUUUAAUAGGCUGCGAUACUACGCUUGCGGGUACUCAAAUUGAGAGUACAGGCAAUCUUGGGCCAUUUCGCUACAACCGUGACUUAGUUAAUAACUCUCGUCCCCGACUUGAUGUUCUUUGUGGAAGUAUUUUAUCUUUGCAACUACCUAAGAUAUCUAUCAUUCGUUGUGGUGACUGGGAAAGAGAUGAUUUGACAAGUGAGAAAAUAAGCUAUGCAGCAUUAGAAGCUUGGGUCGCUUUGAAGAUUUUUGAAAAGGCUAACGAAGAACCAGCUGUAAACGAAAAGGUUACGAAAAAGUCACAAAAAGGUACUUUUGUUGUAGUUUAUAACCAAACAUCCGCAAGAGUGAUGCCUUCUGCCUAUGGAUUUAUUGAGGAUAAUAAAGGAUUCAUUGAAGCUCAUCUAAAAGAUACCAGGCUUGUAAAGGUGGAUGAUGUUCAAGUGCUUUCCAUGCUUCUUGAAAGUCAUCAAGAAAACGGCAAUCCUGAAGCAAGAACUUUAAGUGAUUUGGGUGAUGUUCCUUUUGUAUUAGGCAUCAGCAACCACUGUUUGAGAACGGCCUCAAAAAAACAAUACGACCUUAAAAAGCAGCAAGAUUUGUCAAAAGUAUCUCCUAUUCCCUCAGAGUCAGACACCAUCCAUCCGAAUACGUCUCUUGACUCAGGGAAUAUACAUGUACCAUCAAGAAUCCUGAAAGAUGCUUUUCAUGCAAUGCAAAUGAUACGUGUUUCCUUAAAACAUGGCACGGCCAAAGAGGUUUCUCGUCGCUUUAGAGAUGCUAUGUUUGUUGUUGAUCUUGGUGAUAAAAGAUUAGUGAGCCAAUAUCUUGGAUCAAUAGGAACUGAUUGGGAGAGCUAUAUGGUGAAAAAGCCGGACUUUGUUUUGGAGCGUUGCGUAUUGAGCGGGAAGCCUUUGUUCAAUGAAGACGCAUGGAGCGCUUCUAAGCAUGUUUUGGAGGAGAUAAGACUUGGUCACGUUUCAGACGUAUUAAAUGGUCCCGUAUUAUAUACAGAAAAGGCGUUCGACAAGAAUGGAUUGAUGAAGUAUAGGUGUAGCAGAGGUACUAGUUCUGUAGAAGGCUCUGUACAUAUGAACAUCAUAAGAAAAUUUGCAUCGUACAAUGAAGGUCCUCGUUUAGCUGAUAUGGUUCUUGCUGACUAUCGUCUUUAUCACAACACCGAUGUUGGCUCAAGAAAUCUCUACGGAAAAGUGCAUAAAGGUCAUUACAAUCCCUGGUUAUAUCAAUCAAUCAAUACUAUUAGAAUCAAGCUGGGUCAUACACCUAUUGACAGCUACUUUACAAAUAGACUCGGUAGUACUUUUGAAUAUGAGCAAACACAAGAGACGUAUGGUAUUACAGCAUUACCAAAUGAAGUAAUGCGAGAGUACAAUGUAUUACCGGCCAUCAACCAUUUAAGCAACCAAACGUUUUCAAAAGCGAAGUUGCUCGAACUCAGUCUCCUCCCUGUUGUGAAGCUUGACAUUAUUGGAUGCUCUGUCAAAGACUUUGUGUACAACUUUCUAGCAAUCUGCCAAAAGACAAAGUUAGCUGUCACUGCGGUACACACUGAUCAAGAGGUUAAGCUAUACGAAGAGUUCAUAAAAAACCCUGAAAAGCGAUGUUCCAUAAGCCUCACAUCUGGAAAAGCAACACCACAUUUUGUAUGCUUUGCUAAAUUAUGGUCAAGUUAUUGUAAGGAAGGAAGUAAUAUAUAUUACAAGACUUCUAGACAUCUUGAAUCAUACUACAAUGUAUUAGAUGAUCGACAAAAGUACUAUGAUACUGUAAUAUUAAAUAUCAAUACAGUACGUCUGGUCAGGUCUGCUUUGACCUCAGAAAGUACAUCCACUGUUUCUAUUCCAGCCCAUGUACAAAUUACAGCGGAUCAAGCUUUACAGAGGAUAAUUCAAAGUGAAACUGUGGCUUCAUUACCUCCUCCACCUCCCUCCAGAGAGCAACAUCAACCAAUGUCACUCAGAACACUGCUUCCAGUACCUGUUACUGAUCCAAGUAUUUCAUUUUCUUCAGGUAACUUACAGCAACGAGCACGUAGAACAUGUGCUUUUCAAAUUGCUCCUGACACAAUUGAAAAGAACAUUAUGAAUAAUCUCAACCCCAGCUCUGAUGUCGAAAAAACAGGAGGGAAAGGAAGUUUCCCGAGAUUUAAACAGAAACGUGGUCGUCCAUCAGGUGGAAAGACUGAAAAAAAGCCUGAAGUUGUUUACGGAAGACCGAGAAAGCAAAUCAAGAACCAAUCGUCAAUGUUGAAUUUCACAAUGCAGGCGAAAGCAUCUUCGAACACUAUUCACAAUGAGCAGGAAUACCAACAAACGAAUGUUGAAGAGAUCAUCGACAAUAAUGUUGACACAACAGUCGAUGAAUCUUUACCUGAAGAGAGUUUCAGUAAUUCUGUAGCAGUUGAGCUUGAAGAAAAUCAUUCCUCUUUAGUCGACCAGGAAGAGGUGGUUGCCACCGAAGUUUCAACUUCUGAAAAUAGCGUUGACGAUGAGAACGAAGACGAAGUUAAUAUUGAUGAAUUUCCCAACAUCGAUAUCCAAACUGCAGAUUUGUUGGAUAAAGAUAAGGGAAAUGAUAAUGAGUGGGGAACAGACGAUGAAGGCGAUACAGAAGAACUAAACGAAAACGAAUUUAUCACUGUUGACAAUGAUGCAGCUUCUAUCCUUGAAGAAAGCUACGUCAAUAAGUAUCUUGCUGAGUUACAGGAGAGAUUGAAGGGGAAAAGACCAGAAGAGUAUCAGAAUGGCACUUUUUGGGUUCACCGAAAGAAUCCAUACUUUAUGCUUGAUAGUAAUAACAAAGACCCGGGAUACCUCUAUACACCUAGAGUGUUUUUGUGGUUCCCUCAUCAUUUAGUAAGAGAUUUAAAGUGUCCGACUUGUGAAGCAAAAAUAGGUGUAAAGGGAUUCAAUAAGAAGCCUAUUGCUAGGAGGAUUAUCGAUUUAAAUGACUGUUUUUACCUGAUGACUACAAGAUACAAGUGUCGUAACAAGGGUGUUAAGCACACAUUUGAUGGGUGUAACCCAGCUUUGAUCCGACAACUUCCACUUCAUUUACAAGCUGAAUUUCCAGCUGUCCUUAGUCAUCGAUCUGGCCUUUCUAAAAUGCUUUGCAAACUGAUGAGACCACUCUUUCAACAUGGGAUUGGACCUCAUCGUAUGUCUAAAGUCCUUCGCGUGAUGCACACUGAGAAAUAUGACGAAUUGCAGCUUCAAUACUACACAACCCUCGAUCAUGAUGCCCAAAGUCCUUCCGUAUUAUCAAUGCUCCAGUCAAGACAAUAUCCUGAGUUUUCUCAAUUCAAAGACAAGAUGCAAUAUAAUGGUUAUGUUCCUUCUGCUAAUUACAUUAGCUAUGUAUACAGCUCCUUGAUAGCGAAGGUUCGUCCUUUCAUGGAUCAACUUAUGUCGUUUGUAGACGGCACUGUUUUAAAAGGGGAUCAUUCUUUCAAGAUCAUUGAUCACUUGGCGAAAAUCAAUGGGGUUUCAACGUUUUCUUGCCUCUACACUGUUUUAAAUGAACAUGAAGAGAUCCGUUUACAAGUCUUGGCACAAAGCAAAAAAAUGGACCAUCUAGCACCUCAAUUUCUCCAGAUGAUGGAUACUUACAAAAAGCUUAAUAUGAAAGAGCCUGAGCUUUUUUAUACAGAUAAUGUCAUUGGAGACCAAGGAUUCUUAAAACAGGUGAUGCCAUCCUUAACCAAAGACGUUGUACCUAUUCCCAAAUGUACAAAUGGACAACAGCAACAACAACAAAACCCUUUUCUUUCACUUCCUAUUAUUACCCUGCCAGAUACUUCAAAGAUCAGAGUUUUAAGAUCUGAAGUAGAGAUCAAUGAGGCUUGUAUCGAAAUAUUUGGAAAUACUGAUGAGUAUAGUAAUGAAAUUUUUGUUGGUUUUGAUUGUGAAUGGAUGAUGUCUACAAGUGGAGUAUCCUUAAUGCAGAUGUGCUACCAAAAUGAAAUUUUUUUGUUCCGUGUACAUGACUUUGAUACGAAUACGUUUCCUCGUGAGCUAUCUAAGGUUCUUAGCUGUUCCAAGAUUGUAAAAUUAGGGAGAAAUAUCAAGGCAGACUGUACAAGAGUGAAGCGUGUAUUUGGUGUUGUGGUAUCAAACCACGUAGAUCUUGGGCCAUUUUGCUACAACCGCGACUUAGUUAAUAACUCUCGUCCCCGACUUGAUGUUCUUUGUGGAAGCAUUUUAUCUUUGCAACUACCUAAGAUAUCUAUCAUUCGUUGUGGUGACUGGGAAAGAGAUGAUUUGACAAGUGAGCAAAUAAGCUAUGCAGCAUUAGAUGCUUGGGUCGCUUUAAAGAUUUAUGAAAAGGCUAACGAAGAACCAGCUGUAAACGAAAAGGUUACGAAAAAGUCACAAAAAGGUACUUUUGUUGCAGUUUAUAACCAAACAUCCGCAAGAGUGAUGCCUUCUGCCUAUGGAUUCAUUGAGGAUAAUGAAGGAUCCAUUGAAGCUCAUCUAAAAGAUACCAGGCUUGUAAAGGUCGAUGAUGUUCAAGUGCUUUCCAUGCUUCUUGAAAGUCAUCAAGAAAACGGCAAUCCUGAAGCAAGAACUUUAAGUGAUUUGGGUGAUCCUCCUUUUGUAUUAAGAAUCAGCAACCACUGUUUGAGAACGGCCUCAAAAAAACAAUACGACCUUAAGAAGCAGCAAGAUUUGUCAAAAGUAUCUCCUAUUCCAUCAGAGUCAGACACCAUCCAUCCGAAUACGUCUCUUGACUCAGGGAAUGUACAUGUACCAUCAAGAAUCCUGAAAGAUGCUUUUCAUGUAAUGCAAAUGAUACGUGUUUCCUUAAAACAUGGCAUGGCCAAAGAGUUUUCUCGUCGCUUUAGAGAUGCUAUGUUUGUUGUUGAUCUUGGUGAUAAAAGAUUAGUGAGCCAAUAUCUUGAAUCAAUAGGAACUGAUUGGGAGAGCUAUAUGGUGAAAAACCCGGACUUUGUUUUGGAGCGUGUACGAAGAUAUAUACCACCACCCGAAGAGUUGUAUAAAUCUGUCUCAAUGCUUUUCGUGCAUUACGGUCCUGCAAAGUGCGUAUUGAGCGGGAAGCCUUUGUUCAAUGAAGACGCAUGGAGCGCUUCUAAGCAUGUUUUGGAGGAGAUAAGACUUGGUCACGUUUCAGACGUAUUAAAUGGUCCCGUAUUAUAUACAGAAAAGGGGUUCGACAAGAAUGGAUUGAUGAAGUAUAGGUGUAGCAGAGGUACUAGUUCUGUAGAAGGCUCUGUACAUAUGAACAUCAUAAGAAAAUUUGCAUCGUACAAUGCAGGUCCUCGUUUAGCUGAUAUGGUUCUUGCUGACUAUCGUCUUUAUCACAACACCGAUGUUGGCUCAAGAAAUCGCUACGGAAAAGUGCAUAAAGGUCAUUACAGUCCCUGGUUAUAUCAAUCAAUCAAUACUAUUAGAAUCAAGCUGGGUCAUACACCUAUUGACAGCUACUUUACGAAUAGACUCGGUAGUACUUUUGAAUAUGAGCAAACACAAGAGACGUAUGGUAUUACAGCAUUACCAAAUGAAGUAAUGCGAGAGUACAAUAUAUUACCAGCCAUCAACCAUUUAAGCAACCAAACGUUUUCAAAAGCCAAGUUGCUCGAACUCAGUCUCCUCCCUGUUGUGAAGCUUGACAUUAUUGGAUGCUCUGUCAAAGACUUUGUGUACAACUUUCUAGCAAUCUGCCAAAAGACAAAGUUAGCUGUCACUGCGGUACACACUGAUCAAGAGGUUAAGCUAUACGAAGAGUUUAUGAAAAACCCUGAAAAGCGACGUUCCAUAAGCCUCACAUCUGGAAAAGCAACACCAAAUUUUGUAUGCUUUGCUAAAUUAUGGUCAAGUUAUUGUAAGGAAGGAAGUAAUAUAUACUACAAGACGUCUAGACAUCUUGAAUCGUACUACAACGUAUUAGAUGAUCGACAAAAGUACUAUGAUACUGUAAUAUUGAAUAUCGAUACAGUACGUCUGGUAAGGUCUGCUUUGACCUCAGAAAGUAGAUCCACUGUUUCUAUUCCAGCCCAUGUACAAAUUACAGCGGAUCAAGCUAUACAGAGGAUGAUUCAAAGUGAAACUGUGGCUUCGUUACCUCCGCCACCUCCCUCCAGAGAGCAACAUCAACCAAUGCCACUCAGAGCACUGCUUCCAGUACCUGUUAUUGAUCCAAGUAUUUCAUUUUCUUCAGGUAACUUACAGCAACGAGCACGUAGAACAUGUGCAGUUUGUAAAAUUUCUGGCUGCAAAGGCGCAAAUAUGUAUAGCCGUUGCUCAAACAAGUGUGGCGCUUGUAAAUUUCAUAGCGUCAAUGGAAGAUACGAAGGGCCUACCUGCCAAAAUCCCUCUUUUACAUAA
Molecule: messenger RNA, 6381 nt
Organism: Mucor mucedo
Lineage: Eukaryota; Fungi; Mucoromycota; Mucoromycetes; Mucorales; Mucoraceae
Exons: 8
Coding region: 1-6381 (2126 amino acids)
Biological process (GO): nucleobase-containing compound metabolic process
Cellular component (GO): nucleus; cytoplasm
Molecular function (GO): 3'-5' exonuclease activity; nucleic acid binding
Source: RefSeq, a predicted model, not a curated record